AUGUCCGCAACAGCUUCGGGCUCCAACGCGAGGCCAAACGGGUCUGCGACUUCACGAGAACACAAUCAAGGAAACCAGGAGCGAAAAUGGACUCCGCAACAGAAGGCCGAAGUGAUAAGGAUACGGAGAUGUAGUCCUACGGCUUUCUACGAGAUUCUUGCGGUUGAGAAAACCGCAAGCGACGGAGAGAUCAAGAAGGCGUACCGCAAAAUCAGUCUAUUGACGCAUCCGGAUAAAAAUGGGUAUGAAGGUGCCGAUGAGGCAUUCAAGAUGGUAUCGCGGGCAUUCCAAAUCCUAUCAGAUGCCGAGAAGAAGUCGAGAUAUGAUCAGUUUGGUGGUGAUCCUGAUAACCGCUUUUCUAGCAGUGGUGCUGCGGGCGCAGGAGCCAGUCCUUUCAGUGGCUUUGCGAGAGCGCCUGGGAGAGGACCAAUGUAUGAAGAUGAGAUAUCGCCAGAGGAACUGUUCAACAGGUUCUUCGGUGGGGGCUUGGGACCUGGCUUCCAAUUUGGAGGUGGCGGCUUCGGUGGCCCUCAAUUCGUCUUCAAUAUGGGCGGGGGUCCUGGUUUUACAGUACAUCCCAUGGGCGGCACCAGACCGCGAGGGAGACCGAGAAACGCGUCGGAAACUGCGCCUUCAGGAUUGUCAGCGCUCACACAACUGUUACCACUGCUCCUACUUUUUAUUCUUCCACUGCUAUCAUCAUUCUUCUCCGGAUCAUCCAACUCAGGGCCACAUGUCCGAUACGAUUCCCCGGUUCCACCACACACGAUGCACAGGGUGACGCCCAGGUACCACAUCGAUUAUUUCUUGAAUCCCGCGGAGGUGGAAGGAUACACAUCCAGACAAUUCAGCUCAUUGGAUCAACGGGCAGAAGUGGAUUAUGUUUCGACCUUGAAGUAUCAAUGCGAGAGCGAAGUACAACGGCAGCGACACGAGAUCAAUGAAGCCACGGGUCUCUUCUUUACAGACGAGAACAGGUUAAAGAGGGCCAGGGAAAUGGCAAUGCCCGGCUGCCGCCGGUUGGACGAGUUGAAAGUAACCCGGCAAUACUAG
Molecule: messenger RNA, 1053 nt
Organism: Fonsecaea nubica
Lineage: Eukaryota; Fungi; Ascomycota; Eurotiomycetes; Chaetothyriales; Herpotrichiellaceae
Exons: 3
Coding region: 1-1053 (350 amino acids)
Biological process (GO): cellular response to misfolded protein
Cellular component (GO): endoplasmic reticulum membrane
Molecular function (GO): Hsp70 protein binding
Source: RefSeq, a predicted model, not a curated record